Molecule: messenger RNA, 984 nt
Organism: Trichomycterus rosablanca
Lineage: Eukaryota; Metazoa; Chordata; Actinopteri; Siluriformes; Trichomycteridae
Product: olfactory receptor 5H19-like
Exons: 1
Coding region: 1-984 (327 amino acids)
Biological process (GO): G protein-coupled receptor signaling pathway; detection of chemical stimulus involved in sensory perception of smell
Cellular component (GO): membrane
Molecular function (GO): odorant binding; G protein-coupled receptor activity; olfactory receptor activity
Source: RefSeq, a predicted model, not a curated record
AUGGAUGCAGCACUUUUAAAUAACACGUUUAUUUUUAACCUUCGAAUUGCAAGAUUUGAUCUUCCACCACAAGCUGUUUAUCCUGUCGUUAUUACUGGAACUCUGAUGUACUUGUUUUCAGUGUUGGGUAACAUAACAAUCCUGGCUCUGAUUGUGACCCAGCCGAGACUUCAUAAGCCGAUGUUUUACAUUAUGUUCAGUCUCCCUCUGGCAGACCUUGUUGGAAUAACUGCUUGUCUUCCCAGAAUUCUGGUGGAUAUUGUAACUCAAACAAACAUGGUCUAUUACCCAACUUGUGUCAUGCAGGGUUUUUUGCUUCAUUUGUCUGGAACCAGCGAGCUUUUUGUUCUGGCAGCCAUGUCUAUUGAUCGCUACAUAGCAAUAUGCAAGCCACUCAGAUAUCACUCUAUAAUGAAUCCCAGCACAGUCUGUGGUAUCAUAGCUCUGGUCUGGGGUGUUGAUGUUGUCCUCAUUGUUGUGUUGUUUGCACUUCAGGUAAGACUUACAAAGUGUAAAUCAUAUAUUUAUAAUGUGUUUUGUGAUAAUGUAUCCCUGAUUCGACUCUCAUGUGGAGAUGAUUUAGCCAUAAACAAUAUUUAUUCAUUAUUUAUAACUGGAUUUGCUCAGGGUGUUAGUUUGGCAAUCCAGUUAUUCUGUUAUGCAUCAAUUCUUAAAGCCUGUAUUUCCCGAACACAGACCGAUGCUAGAAGUAAAGCUGUAAACACAUGCAUGGCACAGUUAAUUUCAUUUUUUCUUUUUGAACUAGUCGCUUCCUUCAUGAUUAUUUCAUACAGAUUUGAGAAUCUACCACCUAAUGCACAGAAAAUUAGUGGUAUAUUAAUGCCUAUAAUGCUUCCACUUGUUAAUCCGAUAAUAUAUGGAAUGAAAACAAGUGACAUUCGAAAUACAUUUUUAAUUGUGUUAAAAAAAAAGCAACAAAAGCAAAAGGUUGGCACGGCUGGUAUAGCUUGUCAAAAUAGUUAA